AUGGCUGUAGUUCAGUUUGCCGGCGAUGGGAAUGGAAACAAUCAUUUGCAACCGCCAUCUAACGACCUUUUGCAGCCGACGAACAGCGAGAUCUCAAAACCCACGAAACGCCAACGAUGGGCAACCCAGCGCAAAACCAACUCUGGCGGCCUGAAGAAGCGCGUCUCCAUCGUCGACCGCUUCCACAGACGCAACCAUUCAAAAGACGAGAAGCGCAAGUCGGGCGCCAGCUCGGCCGAUGGUACGAACGAAACGCCUACGGAAGACGGCGAGCCGGAACAGGAACCCUCUCGCCGUGUCUACUUCAACUGCUCCAUACCUGAUAGUGAGCGUGAUGAGGAGGGUAAUUUGAAGGCCCAUUAUCCGCGUAACAAGAUUCGCACCGCCAAAUAUACCCCGCUUAACUUUAUCCCGAAAAACUUGUGGCUUCAGUUUCACAAUAUCGCCAAUGUUUACUUCUUAUUUAUCAUCAUCCUAGGUUUUUUCGCCAUUUUUGGUGUCACGAAUCCCGGAAUGAAUGCCGUACCCCUGAUUUUCAUCAUUGUCGUGACAGCAUUGAAGGACGCUAUCGAAGAUUGGCGACGUACUGUGCUUGAUGCUCAGCUAAACAACUCACCUGUCUAUCGUCUGGCUGACUGGGAAAACGUAAACGUCAGCGAGGAAGACGUAUCUGCGUGGCGUCGUUUCAAAAAAGCAUGCACUCGCACAGUGAUAGCAACGUACAGGGCAAUGAAAGGAGGUAAAAACAAACAGGUUUCAGAUGGUAAUGAGGAUGAAAGGCGAAUGUCAAUGGCGACCUACCGUCAAUCGAUCUACUCUACACGCGACUCUUACUAUGGAGCCAAUGAGCAAGACGCCAUUCAAAUGACUCCUGUUUCAUCACCACACCAGGAAGCACACGUGAAUGGAUGGCCCGAUGAGGUAAACGGAGCAGGAACAAAUGGAUCUGUACAGCCAGGUCAAUCUGUCCCAGAACAUGUCGCCGCAGGUACCAAAAAAUCAGGUAGUCUUGUCGAUCGUUACAAGCAGACUCCUCAAAAGGCGCGCUUCAAGCGAGAACAUUGGAAGAGUGUCCAAGUUGGCGAUUUUGUGAGAUUGUAUAAUGGCGACCAAAUUCCAGCUGAUAUUGUCAUCAUUUCUUCUUCGGAUCCCGAUGGCGCCUGUUAUGUGGAAACCAAGAAUUUGGACGGAGAGACGAACUUGAAGGUGCGCCAGGCACUACACUGUGGCCGUGAAGUCAAGCACGCUCGAGACUGUGAAAAGUGCGAGUUUGUGGUCGAGAGUGAGGCUCCCCAUGCCAAUUUGUACGCUUACAGUGCUGCCAUCCGAUGGCCACAGCGAGAUCCAGCAAAUCCUGAGGGUCCUCGCAAGGAGAUGGUGGAGCCAAUCAACAUCAACAACUUGCUACUUCGUGGAUGCAGCCUCCAGAAUACUGAAUGGAUUCUAGGAGUAGUCGUAUUUACUGGCCCAGAAACGAAGAUUAUGCUGAACUCAGGCGAGACGCCAACGAAGAGACCACGGCUUGCACGCGAAAUGAACUGGAAUGUUAUCACGAAUUUCACCAUCCUGUUCAUCAUGUGCUUGAUUACUGGUUUCAUCAACGGCUUUGUCUGGGCAUUAACUAACGGCUCAUUGACCUUCUUCGAUUUCGGCUCGUAUGGUGGCUCGCCUGCGGCAGAAGGGGUGGUGGCCUUCUUCACUGGUCUCAUUUUAUUCCAAAACUUGGUUCCCAUCGCGCUCUACAUCUCUCUCGAAAUUGUUCGGACAUUCCAAGCUCUGUUCAUUUAUUUCGAUAAAUUCAUGGUGUAUGAACGUCUCGACAUGGCCUGUGUCCCUAAAUCUUGGAAUAUUUCCGAUGACUUGGGCCAGAUUGAAUACAUCUUCUCCGACAAAACAGGAACUCUAACACAGAAUGUGAUGGAGUUUAAGAAGUGUACCAUCAACGGCGUCUCAUAUGGCGAGGCAUACACAGAAGCUCAAUUAGGUAUGCAGCGCAGAGAGGGCAUUGAUGUUGAAGUCGAAGCUGCCAAAGCUCGCCAAAAGAUUGCAGAUGGCCGUGUGCGCAUGUUGCAGCUCUUGCGGAACAUACACGAUAACCCUUACCUGAAGGAUGAAAAUUUGACAUUCGUUUCUCCUGACUAUGUAGAAUCACUUGCUGGUAAAUCAGGUCGUGAACAGCAACAAGCUACUGAAAGUUUCAUGAUUGCCCUCGCUCUUUGCCACACGGUCAUUACUGAACAUACCCCGGGUGAUCCUCCUCAGAUUGAGUUCAAAGCCCAAUCACCAGAUGAAGCAGCUUUAGUUGCUACGGCUCGUGACUGCGGUUUUACUGUGCUGGGAAGAAAUGGCGAUGACUUGAUCUUGAAUGUCAUGGGCGAGGAACGUACAUACACAGUUCUCAACACCUUAGAAUUCAACUCCACCAGGAAACGAAUGAGCGCUAUCAUUCGCAUGCCGGAUGGAACGAUUCGACUUUUUUGCAAAGGAGCAGACAGUAUCAUUUAUAAUCGAUUAGCACGUGGCAAACAACAGGCGCUCCGUAAGACAACAGCUGAACACCUUGAACUUUUUGCCCGAGAAGGCUUGCGAACUCUCUGUGUGGCUGAACGUAUAUUGGGCGAAGAGGAAUAUCGUGUCUGGAAUGAGUCUCAUGAUUUAGCAGCCCAAGCUCUUACCGACCGAGAGGAGAAACUGGAAGAAGUCUCGAGCGCAAUUGAACAAGAGCUUAUGCUUCUCGGAGGCACUGCUAUUGAAGAUAGGUUACAAGAUGGAGUGCCAGAUACUAUCUCAUUGUUGGCAGAUGCUGGUAUCAAACUGUGGGUUUUGACUGGCGACAAAGUCGAGACUGCCAUCAACAUUGGUUUCUCUUGCAAUCUUUUGAACAACGAUAUGGAGCUCAUCGUCUUCAAUAUUCCAGCAGACCAGCCGGAGCUUGCCUCUGCCGAAUUGGAAAAGAAUCUCGCAAAACUCGGAGUGACAGGAUCUGAUGAAGAGUUGAUUGCAGCCCGUCAAGACCAUAGUGCGCCGCCUUCUACUCACGCAUUGGUCAUUGAUGGCGAUGCUUUGAAACUUAUGCUCGACGAUGAAUUAAAGCAGAAGUUUUUAAUACUGUGCAAGCAAUGCAAGGCUGUUCUCUGCUGCCGUGUUAGUCCUGCUCAAAAGGCUGCUGUCGUAAGAAUGGUGAAAAACGGUUUGAAUAUCAUGGCCUUAUCUAUUGGCGACGGUGCCAAUGAUGUUGCAAUGAUUCAGGAGGCGGACGUCGGCGUUGGUAUUGCAGGUGAAGAAGGCAGACAGGCGGUCAUGUCUUCGGACUAUGCUGUCGGCCAAUUCCGCUUCCUGCAACGGCUGAUUCUUGUUCAUGGACGUUGGAGUUACCGACGUCUUGGUGAGACGACUGCCAAUUUCUUUUACAAGAAUAUCGUGUGGACCGUUUCUCUUUUCUGGUACUCCAUCUACAACAAUUUUGAUGGUUCCUACCUUUUCGAUUCUACCUACAUUGUCUUGGUCAACUUGGCAUUUACCUCGCUUCCCGUCAUUUUCAUGGGUAUAUUUGACCAGGAUGUGGAUGACAAAAUAUCACUAGCUGUUCCUCAGCUAUAUAUGCGUGGUAUCGAACGUAAAGAAUGGUCACCGUGGAAGUUCUGGUUUUAUAUGUUUGACGGCUUUUACCAAUCUUUGAUGUGCUUUUUCAUGCCAUAUCUGCUCUAUGCCCCAGCUACUUUCCAGCGCGGGGAUGGGUUGGCUCUCGAUGACCGGCAACAAAUGGGUAUUCUGGUUGCCUCCGCUGCGGUAGUUGCCAGCAACACGUAUAUUCUACUGAACACUUAUAGGUGGGAUUGGUUGACAGUCUUGAUCAAUAGCAUCAGCAGCCUUCUUAUCUACUUUUGGACUGGCGUUUACUCGUCGACAAUUGCUUCGGCCCAAUUUUAUCGACACGGAGCAGAGGUUUUUGGGUCUUUGAGCUACUGGACGGUAUUUUUGGUCACUGUCGUGCUCUGUCUUCUACCUCGAUUCGUCAUCAAAUCGGUCCAAAAGGUGUUCUUCCCUACAGAUGUGGAUAUUAUUCGCGAACAAGCUUCCCAAGGUCGCUUCAAAUACCUCGAGAAAUUCGAAGCAUAUGUCCCUCCGGCGACGAAGGCAGUCGGUGAAGGGGAGAGUCCUGUUGGCAGCGAUACGUCUGCGGUGUCUUCGGUGGUCAAACCCAUUGAGCCCCAGGUGAGGAGUGAUCCCACCCUUGAUGAGGAUGAGCGACCCAUUUACCCACCCUCCAUCGCCCCCACAAUCACAACUCACAAUCCGCGUAGUCAGAACGGUAGUAAUGGAACCAAUUCUACAGCUGAAAGCUUUGACUUCGGAACCUACCAACGACAUCACCAUUGGGACCGAGAGCCCCAACCUGGCUUGACGGUCAAUCGAAAACGAUCUUCAGCAAACAGCAGCGACUUCCCCAACGGCAAUUUAUUAGCACGAAUUGAGUCGGCCGGUGCAACACCACAGAGUCCUCACAGCCCGUUGAGAAGACCUUAUGAUGUCCACGCUGUAUAG
Talaromyces proteolyticus is the source of this 4545-nucleotide messenger RNA. RefSeq names its product phospholipid-translocating P-type ATPase domain-containing protein. Gene Ontology annotation, cellular component: plasma membrane. NCBI's taxonomy places the organism in Eukaryota, Fungi, Ascomycota, Eurotiomycetes, Eurotiales, Trichocomaceae. Gene Ontology annotation, molecular function: ATPase-coupled intramembrane lipid carrier activity; ATP hydrolysis activity; magnesium ion binding. Gene Ontology annotation, biological process: phospholipid translocation. The transcript is spliced from 4 exons. The record is from RefSeq and is a predicted model, not a curated record. Bases 1 to 4545 code for a protein of 1514 amino acids.